AUGGCAUCACCAUUCUUCUUUGUCAACAAGAAGUCAGGGGAUUUAUGUCCAUGGCAGGACUAUCAGAGACUCAAUGAUGCUACCAUCAAGAAUGCUUACCUCAUUCCAUGUGUGGAAGUCCCUUCUGCCAAACCAACCAUCUUCACCAAACUAGAUUUGCAUACUGGAUACAACAAUGUACACAUCAAAGAAGGUGAUGAAUGGAAAGGAGCAUUCAUUACUCUAUGA
Molecule: messenger RNA, 228 nt
Organism: Fibroporia radiculosa
Lineage: Eukaryota; Fungi; Basidiomycota; Agaricomycetes; Polyporales; Fibroporiaceae
Exons: 2
Coding region: 1-228 (75 amino acids)
Source: RefSeq, a predicted model, not a curated record